Messenger RNA from Pediculus humanus corporis (human body louse), 2217 nucleotides. RefSeq names its product zinc finger protein, putative. The coding region runs from base 1 to 2217 and encodes 738 amino acids. Gene Ontology annotation, molecular function: RNA polymerase II cis-regulatory region sequence-specific DNA binding; DNA-binding transcription factor activity; zinc ion binding. Gene Ontology annotation, biological process: regulation of transcription by RNA polymerase II. Lineage: Eukaryota; Metazoa; Arthropoda; Insecta; Psocodea; Pediculidae. The record is from RefSeq and is a predicted model, not a curated record. The transcript has 9 exons. Gene Ontology annotation, cellular component: nucleus.
AUGAAUUUAGAAGAAUCGAAUGAGUUCUGCUGCCGAUUAUGUGCGAGUAAUACGUCGAAAAAAUUCAUUUUUAUUAACGAUAAAUCUUUCACUUUAAACAUUGCCGAAAAAAUAAAAUCCUACCUUCAUGUCGAUAUAGAAAAGGCAAACAAUGAGAAAAAAGAAGCCAAAAUAUGUAAUGAUUGCACGGAUAAAAUCACAGAAUGGGAUAAAUUUGCAUUGCAAGUUAAAAAAGUCGAUGAAAUGUUUAAGUCGCUGGCACACAACAACACACAAAACCCUAAGGAUGUCGCAAAACAUUUGCUCAAUCAAGAAUCUAUCAUACAACAAUCGACUUUAACAGACGACUCCAAAAUAAAAAAUUUCAAAAAUGAACAAAAUGAAGGAGAAAAAACUGAUUAUUCCAAAACUCUUGAAGGUAAUAACGAAGAAUUUUCCGAUGAGGAUGAUGUUCCACUAUCGACUCACAUAGAACCUCCAAAAGAUGCUCUCAAUAAUGUUAAAGAACCAAAAUGUAAAAAAAAUAAUAAGCCGAAAGUAAAAUUAAAGAUUGAUGCUAUGAGAAAAUCUAACGAUGAGGAAUCCUGUAAAGAAAAUGAAGAAAUGAAAAAUUCAACGAAUGAUACAAUCGAAAGUAAAAAUGAAAAGGCUGAUGGUGACCACGAUGUACAAGAUGGUACAAAAAAUAAUGAUGAUGGUGAUGGAAAUGACACUGAUGACGUCAGUGAUGAUGAUGAUGACGACAAAGAAGAAGAUUUCAAAGAUGACAAAAACGUUAAUAAAACAAACGGAUUACAAUCGUUGUUCAUGUGGGAAUGCAUAAAUUGUAACGCACCCGUUAAAAAUUGGAAUGCUCUAGUCAAACAUUGUAGAGAAAGUCACAAUUCCAAUGCAUCCGUUCGAUGCGUUUGUGGUAAACUUUUACAAUCGAGAGCAUCCAUAAUGAAACAUCGUACGAAACACACGAUCGGUUACGGUUUCAAAUGCGAAUACGAGAAUUGUAACAAAACGUUUCACCGACAGCAACUUUUAGAUGUUCAUUCGUUGUCGCACAUGCCGAAAGAAUUACAACCCUGGUUGUGUUGUAAAUGUUCUAGAAGAUUCCACACGGAAUCACUUCUCAAACAACACGAAAAAGUUCACUUGCCCAAAGAAGAAAAAUUAAUUCAUCCGUGCGACGUUUGUAAAAAAAAGUUCUGUAGCAAAUCUGCUGUUUCUGCACACGUUCGAGCCGUUCAUUUCGGUGAAAGGCCUUUUGUUUGCGAUCAAUGCGGUCACAGUUUCACAAGUAAAGGAAUCCUUCACGAACAUUUAACUAUACACAGCGACGUUUAUAAUUUUCACUGCAAAGACUGUAAUAAAAGUUUUAAAACGAAAUACAGGUUGAAAAUCCACAUGGAUACUCACGUCGAAACGAGGUAUCAGUGUCCCGUUUGCACUCUCACUCUCAACACUAGAAGAACGUUAAGAAUGCAUUUGUUGGUACAUAAAGAUGACAAAGCUUUCCAAUGCACGACUUGCGGAAAAGCGUUCAAGAGAUCGAAAGACUUGAAAAAUCAUUACAAUCUUCACACGGGAAGACGACCGUACACGUGUCCAUUUUGCCAGAGAACUUUUGCAAACGGUUCAAAUUGCAGAUCACACAAAAGAAGAAUGCAUCCGGAAGAAUUGAAAAUGUACGAAGCGGCUUUGGCGCAGGCAGGACACGAACCCAUAAUCCAAGAUGGCCGAAACGUAAUAUCGUCGAACGAGACGAAAACGGAAGGAAAAAAUUCUGAUAAUACGAUAUCGUUGGCGACGUACGAAAUGAAAAAUUUUUUAAAUUCUCCCCCCCUCCCGGGGGAAAAAAGAGAAAAAUUAAAUAAUAAUAAUAAUAAUAAUAAUAAUUUAUCAAUCGGAAACGAAACUUUAACGAAUCUUCAUCAUGAGAGUAGUAGUCGCGGUGGGAGUGGCCGUGGCAGCAGCAGGAGCAACAGAACCGUUAGGGAUAUCAAAGAAAAGGAACAAACGAAUAGGAAAAAAUUCGAUGAUAAUAAUGAUGAUGAUGACGUGGUUACAGAUUUCACACAAAUCGGAUUUUCUUCUCGAAAUUUAUCUCACUAUCAUCAUGAUCCCAAUUCGAAUUCUUUUUGGUGUACAUCAUCUUCAUCAUCAUCAUCAUCAUCAUCGUCAUCGUCGUCAUCUGGAGAAAUUCCAGGGAAUCCAUUUUUUAAAUAA